UUGGGACCAUGGCUGUUGACUGGACUGGUUUUGCAUAUGCUGCAUUGCUGGCUGCUGGAGGUGUUAUAGGAUACACUCGUAAAGGUAGUAAAACCUCUUUAGCUGCUGGUCUCACCUUUGGUUCUAUGGCUGGUUAUGGAGCUUACUGCAUAACACGUGAUCCAAGAAAUGUGAAGAUAUCAUUGUUUUCAGCUUUUCUUUUGACCAUUAUAAUGGGAAUGAGGUUCAAGAGGUCCAAGAAAUUAAUGCCAGCCGGACUAGUAGCAUGCCUGAGCCUUUUGAUGAUUUUGAGGCUUGUUUUUAUGCUGCUGUAGGAGAAUUUAGCAACUUAAGAACCAAAGUAUGACUGCCUCACUCACCGAACAGAGGCAAGCUCUCCAUACUUGAAAGACAAGUUUGAACACAAGUCUUACGUUGCAUUUAUCUUUUCUGUAAAAGAUCGGUACCUAUUAUUUUAUUAUUGACAUUUGCUGAUAUUUUGCAAUCUUUUUUUUUAAACUAAAACAAGUGUUUGGUUGAUGAUAUAUUUUGAUCUACUUCUGUUUAAGCAGUCUGUUAACUCAAGGGAUCUUUUCUCCGUAAGUUUGAUCUCCUUCAGGGGUGCUGAGUGCCCCAAGAAAUUGAGUUUUAGUCUUGCACUGUGGCUCUGAGGGAAGAAUAUAUAUAAAUACAUGUUUAUGCUAAAAA
Messenger RNA from Pelecanus crispus (Dalmatian pelican), 687 nucleotides. RefSeq names its product transmembrane protein 14A (gene TMEM14A). NCBI's taxonomy places the organism in Eukaryota, Metazoa, Chordata, Aves, Pelecaniformes, Pelecanidae. Gene Ontology annotation, biological process: regulation of heme biosynthetic process. Gene Ontology annotation, cellular component: mitochondrial membrane. The record is from RefSeq and is a predicted model, not a curated record.